AUGGCCAUAGCAGUUGUUGCCGCUGCCGCUCUUGGCCUGGCAUUCCUGCUCUACCACCUUUGUUUUUCUCUCUUUAUAAGCCCUCUUGCAAAGAUACCGGGUCCAAAAGCGUUUGCCUUCUCAAGAUGGCGACUUGCACUGGAAGACUUCCGAGGCACACGCACACACACCAUUCACGCGCUUCAUAACAAGUACGGCCCCGUCGUGCGCCUCGGGCCUAGUGAAGUGUCAUUUAACACCACUUCCGCUCUGCGAACCAUAUAUGGAGCUGGCAGCGGUUUCGAGCGGACCAGCUUCUACAACAUGUUUCAUGUCUAUGGGCGCAAGAACAUGUUUUCCUUCUUCUCCGGUCGCGAGCACUCGGAGCGUAAGAAGAUGUUUGCCAGUGCCUACGCUAAAUCGGCCAUGCUCAAAGGAGCCAACGCAGCCAUAGUCGAAGCCAAGGUCCGCCAUUAUCUGGAUCUGAUUGCACGACAGCAAGGCUCGAGCGAGAUAUUUGCCUCACUGCACUACUUUUCUUUGGACGCCAUCACCGACUUCUUGUACGGGAAAUACGGGAAGACGUCCUGCUUGGAAGGCUCCAAAGCCGACUGCGCAUUAGUCGAUGAUAUAGUGGACGUUGCGCGUCGCAGACUUUCCUGGUUCGUCAUCCACCUACCACGCUUCACGACAUGGCUGUAUUCUAGAACCGGUCUCUUCGAGAGGGUUGCCCGCUGUUUCUACCCGAUGCAGCUGCCAACCACGUACACAGGCAUCCGUCGCCACGCUAUGGUCGCAUGCCAGGAAUUUGCACGUAGCUCAGCUGCCUACGACCCCUCUAAGAGCGUAGAGCAUAUGCCUCCAUUGAUCGCGAAGCUGUGGAGGCAUCAUCGCUCCCGACAGCCUGGUGGGCUGGACGACAUUGAUAUUGCUUCCGAGUGCGCCGACCACCUCCUCGCUGGUAUAGAUACCACCAGUGACACUCUGAUGUUCCUCAUCUGGUCGCUCUCCCGGCCCGAGAGCUGCAAGUUCCAGCAGAAACUGAUCGAAGAGGUCCGCAGCAUAUCCCAGGAAGGCCUCAACCCAUAUGGCAUUCCAACCGUCGAGACCAGUGACAAACUUCCUUAUGUGAAUGCUGUCAUCAAAGAAACUCUGCGAUUGUAUGCUCCCUUACCAGCCUCUGAGCCACGGGAAGCUCCUACAGCCACCGUGAUUGAUGGCCAUCAUAUCCCAGCAGGAACUACAGUAUCCAUCUCGCCGUAUAUCCUACAUCGGAACCCAAAAGUCUUCCCGAAUCCGAUGCAGUUCAACCCCGAUCGUUGGAUGGAUCCCUCCCUGAACAUUGCCGAGAUGAACAGGUGGUUCUGGGCAUUUUCCAGCGGAAGUAGAAUGUGUAUCGGUCUCCACCUUGCAAUGGCGGAAAUGACCACGUUAGUGGCCGCUGUAUAUCGCAAAUACACCACCACUACCGUUGGUAAUUUUGAUACAAUUUCUCCCGGUAUCACAAGCCGCUAUGAACUGUUUUACGAUGAAGGAUGCAGCGGCGUAAAGGAACACGAAUGCCAAAUCCGAUUCGACACGCUGGCCGCAUGA
Molecule: messenger RNA, 1572 nt
Organism: Bipolaris victoriae FI3
Lineage: Eukaryota; Fungi; Ascomycota; Dothideomycetes; Pleosporales; Pleosporaceae
Exons: 3
Coding region: 1-1572 (523 amino acids)
Molecular function (GO): heme binding; oxidoreductase activity, acting on paired donors, with incorporation or reduction of molecular oxygen; monooxygenase activity
Source: RefSeq, a predicted model, not a curated record